UAAGAGCCGCAGCGAGUCGGACAAACGCCUCUGGUUAUUCCUGCCAUUUAUCUUGUUUUUGGCAUUAAAACACAUCCAGAGCCAGUGUGCCGGGCUCAGGACGGUACCGGAGCUGGUUCUGUUUCGGUCGGCUGCAGGGGAAGGGGAAAAAAAUAUAUAUAUAAUAAACUAACAGGAGUCACGCAGCAGCAGCAGCACUGACCUAUUCUUCCAUGAGAAGAUCUUUUUAACGUCCGACAUGAUUUAACUGCUAAAGUGGAGAUGGAGAUGUUUGGAGGAGGUGUAGCUGCUCUCGGGGGUGAAGAGGACGCAGAGGAGGAAGAGAGGGCUAAAGUUGGGGCUCUGCCCCCGCUACUCGAGGAUGAGGAAAAUGUGUCUUUGGCAGAUAUCCUGUGUCUGAGAGACAGCUGUCUGUCUGAACAGGAGGUGUGGGCAGUGUGUGCAGAGUGUGUGCGCUCGCUGCAAAGCAUUUCACGCUCUCCACUUUUUUACACUCUCUGCAUUACACCGGACACUCUGGCCUUCAACGCUCAUGGCAACGUGUGCUUCAUGGAGCAGCUCAAUGAUGACCCAGAAGGUUCAUUUGUCCCUCCAGAGUUUGACAAGACCGGGAAUACGUUUGAGGGUCAUGUGUUCUCUCUCGGCUCCACACUUUCAGCUGCUCUGGGCUACGAUAUAGAUCCUGAAACAGAGCUGGGGGCUGAUACUCGCAGGCUGCUUGAACAAAUGCAAGAAGAAAAACCAGAUGACAGGCCUUGCCCACAGGUCAUGUUGUCCCUAGCAGAAGCCAAAAUUAGAGACACCACAACCAGAGCAGUGUGUCGAAAGCUAUCAGCGAUCGGAAGAAGAGUGUUGUCUAUAGAAUCAGUCGCACCUUUUCAAGAUGAGUGGGAAAAAUCAUAUCAAUUUAUGGAAUAUAAAGGAUCACAGUCAAGCUCUGUUGAGAAUCAUACAUAUGACCAGCUCAUGGCCAGACAUUAUUCUACAGAUUCUCAUGAAGACGAAGAGCAUCAAGUUAAACAAAGGCGAAGAGUCUGCAAUGGUUCAUUCCGCUCAGGGAGUGUAGAUGGAUAUCAUGGAGGUCCAAUGUCACUUCGAGAUGUAAACGCUGUCUAUCCAUCCCAGAAUAGCUUUCCCUUUCUUAAAAUGAACCAAGAUGUAAGGUGGAGAAGAUCACGGAGUGCCCUCAACCGCUCCUGCUCCAUUCCUGACUCCAACAACCCCCCUGUGUUCUCGUCUCCAUCACACACAAACCUAAGCAUGAUGGUAGCAGACUUGUCAGAGAUUGGAGGAGACGAAAGUAUGAUAAGGCAAUGGGAGGACCAUGUGCUGAAGGAAUCACACAAAACAGAUGCAGACAGAACAGAGCAGGUCCACAGUCACUUUAUAGAAUCUGUGAACAGAAUAAAUAACAGCACCCCUACUUAUGUCAGUGUUGGCGCAGCUCCAGAUUACAUAGGUCAAAGUGCAGUUAUAAGAGACGAAACCCCUGUGUUCUCCACAUAUGUAGAAGAGGAAAUAAAGUAUAGCAGUCUGGGCUGUUCUAAUCAUAUGACCAAAAGCAUGCUGUGCCUCAAUGAAGAAUCUCAGGAUGAGUGGGUCUCUCUGCGGGAGCUUCUGUCACACUGUACGCGGCCUCUGUCUGUGAAUGAGUUGUGGGCCCUGUGUUACACCUGCCUGUCCACACUGCAAACCUACACUGAUUUCCCAGCCUUCCUGUGCCUGGACUCUGUGUAUGUGGGCUGGGAUGGAGACUUGCUGUUCCUUAUGCCUAAAAACACAGGGUCUAAUGAUGUCUUUUAUGUAGCUCCUGAAUUCCAGGAACAUGGUAUUUUAACAGAAAAGGCCUGCAUAUAUGGAGUGGCAGCUAUUUUGUGGGCCACAGCAAAAUUCCAUUUGUCCCCUAAUCAGAAGCUAGCUAUGCCAAGAAAACUCAAGAGGCUCCUGCUUGACAUGGCUAAAAAAACUCCCAUUGAAAGGCCAUCUAUUGUCAUGGCAAAAAAGAGUUGCUGUGAUUAUUUGUCACGCCAGGGGACCAAUGCUGAGACUGUGUGGACACAGCUAAUCAACAGACUUCAUAAGGCAUCCAAUAGAAUUAAUGAAGAAGACAGUUUCUCAGAUGUGGCUUCAUUCAAAAACACAGCUACAGCUGAAAGGAAAACUGGUUUCAUCCCUCUAGGGCAAGAUGUUAGGUUGGCCCCUGUUUCUGGUCCUCUUCCCCAGAGCAACUCACUCUCUGUGUCUGCAAAGCUUCCUGAGGCAUUUACUUCUUUAGCGACCCACUUUACUCCUAUAGUGGUGGCCCAGGAGGAUGUCAAAGAAGAAGAAUCACCCAUCCCUCAGCCAAGGCUAGGCAGCAGCUCCAGUGAAAUUAAAAUUAGACAUGAGGACCUGACUUCUGAAACACCACAAUUUCAUGAGAACUGGGUGCAGGGAGAGGAAGAGGAAGAACAUUGCUCAUCCUUGUCCAGUAGCACAACAGUUCUUACCUCUUCACAUCAUACCAACUUACAAACAGCCUGUCUGGAGUCAAACAGCCAAUCUCUGUCAACCUGUCCCAAUGUUUUAAGUUCUCCUGGUGUUUACAACAAUUUCCUUCUACAGCAGGACCCUCAGAGUGGCCGUCUAACCCUGUUCCCUGUUCAUAUAGCUGUUUCUCAGCCCAUCACAGGCCUAGAUCUUAGUCUUCCAUUGAGAGCGGAUUCAGAGACUGACCCAGGAACACAAAAGAAAGAGCAUGAUGUACGUCAUGUUACCAAGAAUGGAGAAUCUGAUCAUCAUGUCACAUCCUCUUACCUCAAGAAUAGCAAAAGCAACAUUCCAAAUAACAAAGCUCAUCUGAAUACCACUGAGCCUUCCCAACAUGCCAGGGUUUGGAGCACUAUACGGCAGAGACAGCCUGUCUUGCAGCAGGUCAUUGGUCUUAUCAGAGAGGAGUUUGCCUUUGACUGUUAUCUGGGAAAGGGAGCAGAGGAGCUAGUAAUGGGAGAGUACAUACUUUCUUUAACAAGCCUCCAAUUUGAAACCUUCUCUAGAGCAAUAGUGGAGAAGUUCAGUGAUCUCCACUGGGAUGAAGACCUACUAGGACUGCUACACAGUCUUAUCAAUCAGGAGCCCUCUUUCCUAGUGUCUGAUGAAGAUCCUUCAUCAGAGCUAGCGGAAAAUGCUCUGACAUCAUUCCUGAAUGCCAAGAAGUGUGAGGGAGAGGAGGGAGGGAACACCGAACAUGGUCAGCUUGACCACAAUUCAGACAAGUGCCAUGCUCUGGAGGAGAGAGAACAUAAAACAACUAGACAACAUAACCAAGAAAAGGAGAGGCAAGGAUACAUAAGAACAGAAAAGGGGCCAGGAGGAGGAAAUACAGCUAAUGAGAUCAGGAACAUGCAGAAGGAGACUCAGCUAGGUGGCACAGUGUUAAGUGGAAUCAGUAUGGACAUGGAGAGCAGCAGCUCUCCAGCAGAUGGAGCUGAAGUGUGUGUAUCUAAUGUUGAGUCUCUGUGCCAGCAUUCUGACCUGGGGGAGAGUACAGAGACCCAGUUUUCCCUGGACUGCUCAGAUGCAGAAAUGGACGAUUCUGACUCAAUGAUCUCAGACAGGACAGUACCCUCCCACUCAGGCUUUCAGACCCAUCUGGCCCGCCCUACCUGGUCACUGGCUUUGUAUGGAGAAGGAUUUUUUAGCCAAGAAGUGGUGGAGUAUGCUUAUAAACUGGGCAGUCACACUGACUCACCAAGCUUGGAAGAUAAAUCACAGGAGCCACCAUUCAUAGGUCAAGAUUUUUACCAGGAACUUCAGCAACAACUGAUGAUUGAGAGCAGAAAUUUAAAGAAGACCAGAAAUUUUUACCACAAACUUAUUCAGCAAGAACGGAAAAAUAAAGGUUCUGAAGCAAAGGUGAUGCUCUGCAAACUGAGGGCCCAGUUUGAUGAACUAAGAACAAAAGUGGAGUUUCUUGACUUUGUAAGGCAAUAUCUCCAGGUGUUGUAUGUAGAACAGUGGGGGUUACCCCUCUCUCUACUGUCCUCUCUGGCUCCUUCUGGAACUCCUACUGUAGACCUUAAGGCCAGUGAAGAUCCAGGCAUAUUAAGCCUGAUGUGUGAGAAGAACAGAACAAGAGGUUGCUGUCCUCUACUGGCUGGAACACCCAAAGGCCUGAUGGCUUAUUUAUAUGCCAGAAAUGCUUUUUUGGAAGGAUAUAUCCAGCACUUUCUCUAUACCUACCGCUAUUUCUGUACUGCUGAGGAAUUACUCCAGUUUCUAAUGGACAAAUUUAACAGCUCUGUAGUAGCAAACAAGGACUCUACUGACAGCGCUAAGGUAUAUCAUCGCACCCUGGACCUGUUAGAGUGUUGGAUAGAAGAUAGACGGUCAGUGGAUUUUAGCUCCAACUCCCGUCUUCAACCAACACUUGACAACUUCCUCACAUCUGAGGUAGCUCCAGUGGACAGUCGUGGAGAGACUCUACUUAAGAUGCUACAAAACAGUCCUAAAAAGAGUCAGGGCUAUGGGAUGCCAGUUUGUGGUGAGAAUCCAAGCAGUGGUUGGGAGAAUCUUGAUGUCCAAUCGGUUCAGUCCUUUUGCAGGAAAUCUUCUGUUGAUGAUGCAGCAAGGAAGAGUCUUCGGUGGCAUGUAUCACAUGUGGUGGAGCCCCAGGUGAGCCAACCAAAAGAUAAGGUGUACACAAUUGCUUCAGCACUGCCCCGACCCUGCUACAGUUCCCUGCAGGGUCAGCUGACCAACAUGUCUGUGAAGAACGAGGAGAGAUUGGCAUUCAGUCAGACAGAGCACAGUCCCUUAAACACAGCACAACAGCUCACACUGCUGCAACAGGAAAUAUUCCAAGGCUGUCACCCUGUGCAUUUUCUCAACUCCAGAGCGCAGGGAGUGAAAGAAAAGGCAGUCAGCAUCUCUAAAUGUUUAGCAUCCGAUGUCCCACCACUAGAGGGCAGUAGUUUGUUUGUUGGUGACGUGCCAGGACAUGAUGGGCCUCUAAAGCUUCUCCUGAGAUAUGCAGAAAAUAUUUGUAACUGGGUCGCAGCUGAGAUUGUCAUUACAGACUCAGUGAAGGUACAAACAGCCUUGCUUGGCAGGUUUCUCAUUAUUGCAAAGCACUGUUUUGAGGCAAGAAACUUUGCUACAGCCAUGCAGAUCCUCGGAGCACUGGAGAAUGUGAUUGUACGACAAUUACCGGCUUGGAAGCAGCUGUCAGCAAAGAUGUCAGAUGUUCUUGAGGAGCUCAGGGCGGUUCAGGUGUUUCUAAAGAGUGACAGUAUGUGUCUGAUGGAGGGAGAGAGGGGAAGGAGGCAACCCACGCUGCCUGAUGCACACAUUCUGGCCAUGCACGUACAACAGCUGGAGAUUGGCGCCUUUACUCUCACUAACAAAGCCUACAAGUGGCCCAAGUUACGGACUAUAGCGCGUGUUGUAAGUCAAGUCCAUGCUUUCCAGGAGUACACGUAUACAUACACUCCUGAUCUAGAACUACAGUCGUAUCUUCAGGCCCGAAUCAGCCAUCUGGGUGCUUGUGAUGUGUCACUUCUUGCCGCUGACAAUGAUGCCAACUUCAACCAGCCUGCUGCAGAGCGUCACACACGCCGCAUGCAAGACACAUUGCGCAAGGUCAAAGCCUCCUUCCAGUAAUUUUGAGAGAGAUCUGUCAUAGACACAUUGGCAGAAGUGACAAGUGGCAGAGAUGAGAGAGAAAAAGGCCAUUUCUCAGAAGUUCUGUGCAGAAGAAGUUAAUACAUGUGGUUUUUAGUAACCAGACACUGGGGGAAAUGUUGUAAUCAAGUACCAGGCUGUGGAUGUCUACAGCUCAAGGAAGCCUUCAUUUUUUUUUAUUAUUCUUUAUUUUUUGAAUGUGGUCAAAGUUAUUCAGUCUUGUGUGUGUGUGUGUGUGUGUGUGUGUGUUUCCUCUAACCCUGGGUUAGCGAAUCAAUUCGAUAUUUUCUUAAAGAAAUAUCAGUGCUUUUCCAACCUUAUUUUUAUCUACCACCUAUAAAGCAUAUUAUUUAGUUUUCAAAUGUAGUGGAUGGAUAAGGCUUGAAAAAAAACUGCUUAAAUAAUUCUUUAUAUUAAAAGAAAAAAACAGUGAAAAAAAUUACUAAUUGUUUAUAAUAAUACUGCAAUACGGAGAAUUGAAAUAUCUGUAAUAAACAGCCAUGGCUUAAUUCCAUUACUUUAAAUGCUAGAAAUUGCACUCAUACCUGGUAGCGCAGUUAAAUUAAAGCAUGCUAGCUUUGUGCAGAUCCAAAAUGUAGAAUUAUAAGAGGGUUAUUUUAGGUAGGAUAAUUCUCAUUUAGUGAUGCAGGGCUAAAGUAACUGGUUAUAUUUUUUUCUGCAUAUUACAAAUUGUAGUGUAUUUUCUUUAUCUUUAGAGUAAUCGUGUAAUUUAGCUUUAUUAAUCAGUGUAUGGGAUUAUUAUUAUUAUUAUUAUUAUUAUUAUUAUUUGGAGGGUUGG
Messenger RNA from Clarias gariepinus (North African catfish), 6460 nucleotides. Its product is annotated as kinase non-catalytic C-lobe domain-containing protein 1. The coding region runs from base 262 to 5640 and encodes 1792 amino acids. Gene Ontology annotation, biological process: small GTPase-mediated signal transduction. Gene Ontology annotation, molecular function: guanyl-nucleotide exchange factor activity. The record is from RefSeq and is a predicted model, not a curated record. The transcript is spliced from 31 exons. NCBI's taxonomy places the organism in Eukaryota, Metazoa, Chordata, Actinopteri, Siluriformes, Clariidae.